CUCUCGGCAAACAGACGUAUUCGUUUUUCAGUAUAAACAUGGCGGUCGAGGCGAGAGCUUUAGCCGCCAGCGAGGCGUUCGCUUCUCGGACAGCUGGACGGUCGUUGUCGUCCUCGACUGCAAUCGUGAUCGAGUUCGAAGAGUCGAGAGCGCGCCAUAACUGCGAGUUCGCGAGUGCGUAAGUAGUCGUCGGCUCGCGACUGCUCCGAUUCUGUGCUUCCUCUGCCUGUCGUCGCUCGGUCGGUGUUGUGUGUGGUGCUUGCUGAUCGUCGAUAGCUCAUUAUUUGCACGCGUGCUUUCCACUGGACCUGAGUACUGCGUUAUACUAAGCCUCCCCCCGUCGUCGUCGUCGUUUGCUCCGCGUAUACCCAAUUCGUCGCUGUUUCAUGGGCGCGAGCCAUAAGCCUGGAGGAUCAUGCACCUCUACUUCGAAAGGAAUCCCAACGCCAAGUGCGACUGCAACAUACUGUCGCUCAGCUGGAUGGGCAAAUUGCCGGACGAGCUUCAAGAGGACGAGAGCUGGAAGCUGUACCGGCGCAAGUACUACCAGGAGGGCUGGCUGGCCACGGGCAACGCACGAGGUCUCGUCGGCGUGACCUUCACCACGUCGCACUGUCGCGCCAAGGCGCAAGAGCUUCCGCUUCGAGCCAAUUACAAUUUGCGCGGUCACAGGAGCGAGGUGAUACUGGUGAAAUGGAACGAACCGUACCAGAAGCUCGCCUCGUGCGACAGCACGGGGGUGAUCUUCGUCUGGAUAAAGUACGACGGGCGAUGGAGCAUCGAGCUGAUCAACGAUCGCAGCACUCCGGUGACGUACUUCUCUUGGUCGCACGACGGCCGCAUGGCUCUCAUUUGCUACCGGGACGGCUUCGUGUUGGUCGGCAGCGUGGCGGGCCAGCGCUACUGGUCGUCGAUGCUCAAUCACAAGGCCGUGAUAACGUGCGGCAUCUGGACGCCGGACGACCAGCAGGUGUACUUCGGCACGACGGCGGGCCAGCUCAUAGUCAUGGACGUGCACGGCGCCAUGGUCUCGGAGGUUCAGCUGGGCGCCGGGGUGACGUCCAUGUCCUGGUCGGCUGAGAAGUUCAAGCUCGAGGAGGACGAGGACGACGAGAACAACGACGAGGACGACCGAGACGACGAUGAUCGCGACGACGACGAGGAUCAGCUGCCACCGCCGCCGGAGCCGUCGAAUCACCCGCAGCAACAGCAGCAGCAAUCCCAAGACUCGACGGCUUCCAACGGCAACUCGACUGCCAACGACCCGCGCAAUUACGUGCUGGCGGUCUGUCUGGCCGAUGGCAACGUCGUGCUGCUGCACUCGUUCGACGACGUGUCGCCCGUGACGAUUCGCACCGGACUGAGGCCGCCGCUGCAGGCCGAGUGGAGCAACUCUCGCAAGAUCCUGGCCGUGGCCGGCAUCAAGGAGCAGGAGCCGCUCAACAAUUGCCACAACAACAACUGCUACGAGUACACGAACCUGCUCAAGUUUUACUCGGACACGGGCGUGCUCAUCUACACGAUCGUCAUCCCCUACACGCAGAGUCCGGUUACCGCCAUGACAUGGGGUCACAAUGACAGAAGACUAUUCGUGGCCACCGGAGCGCACGUUCACGCCGCUUGGGUUUCCAGGGGCGUCGGCUCGUUGCAAUUGCUCUCGAGACUCGCGCUCAAAGCUGCCCUCACCAAGGAGUCGAGCGUGCAACAGCUGCCUCUGCCGCUCCGUCUGAAGACCCUCGUAUCUGGACUGUUUUCCAGCACCAUUCGUUGCUGCAUCCCGGAGACGAGGGAAUUGCGUCGAUUCGUGUCGCGACCGCCGCCGCUGGGCGGCCGACUGCACUGCACGAUGCUGCGCAACGCCGGCGAGCCACCGCACAGCUACACGCUCUACGUGGAGUACCUCGGCGGUCUGGUGCCUCUGCUCAAAGGCCGCCGCAUCAGCAAGAUCAGGCCCGAGUUCGUGAUCUUCGAUCCGGAAAACGGCAGCAGCGUCAACGGGGCUAACGGCGCGGAAACGACCUCGAGCAGCGGCGCCGGCAACAGCGCGACAACGCCCGUGGCUUACUAUCGGGUCUCGUGCAGCGACGACUCGGACAGCGACCGCGACGCCGCCGUCGAUCUCUGCGGCGGCUCGCCCCGCUUCAGGCGGAAGAAUCGACGCAAGUGUCGCAGCGCCUACGAGCGAAGUGCCGCCAGUGCUCAUUGCCACGAGGACGACGAGACCAACUACGUCGACACCUUGCCCGAGAACGCGAGGCUCGUCGAAGUGACGUCCAACAUCUGGGGAACCAAGUUCAAAUUUCACGGUCUCGCCGACUCCAUGCCGGCGAAUCUGGGCCGGGUGACUUACAGGCCGUCUCUGCUGCAUCUGCAGCCGAGGCAAAUGACCCUCGUGAUCACCGAGCUGAGGGACGACCUGCCAGCCGGGCCAGACCCCAACUUCAAUCCGAAUCUCUUCUCCGAGGACGAGGAGGACUCGAUCAAUCAAUCGGACGCGUCGCCGGCCCAGUCGAGCGCUCGGAUCAUAAGCUCGGGUCCUCUGCGCUGCAUGAACGCGCUGGUCGAUCAGCACCGGCCCCAGUCGCCGCCCAUAGCCCCGAUGACGCCGCGGGUGGCGCGCUCCAGACCGAAGCAGCAGCCGCCGCCCCCGCCACCGGCCCAUCAGGUGGCGCAGCCGAGGCCGCCGCAGCUUCAGGUGGCCGAGAGUCGAGCCAUGGCCAGCGAGGACGACUACCCCUACGAUCAGCACCCGCUGCUGAAUUACAACGGGCCCGGGGGAGCCUACCACCACCAUCAUCAUCACCAUCACCACAGGUCGACGUACGCGCCGAGGUGCUGCGACGUUCCGGCCCUGCAGUCGCCGAAGAACGCGGUGGCGCCGACCCAGACCCUCAUAGCCACGGCCAGCCCGAGCCCGGCCACCAUCGGCGAGUACGCCAGCGGCGUGCAGCGCAUGAAGUCCGCCCUGGCCGACUACCAGCCCGGCGCUUUGACCAAGAAGGAGCUGGAUAUGAGCAACGCCGGCCAAGCAGCCUCGCCGACCUCCAAGCUGCAGCAGCAGCACUACAGCCACGUGAGCGAGGACAGCAAGUACGUGGCUUCGAACGGCUCGACGGGCUCUUGCCUUCACCAGUCCACGCAGCCACCGACUCCUCCGCACUUGAACUCCGCUUACGCGAACGCCCCUGCCGGUCUGAACGAUUGUGCCACGGCUCCUCUUCAGUACGGCAUACCGCUCAGUGCCAAGGCGAACAACGGCCCGGUUUUGCGUCGCGAACUGGCCAAGGAAGCGGCUAGAAGCGAUCCUACGGAUGCAUCGGACGUCAACGUCUCGGGCGCCGAGGGAGAGGAGAGCAAAAACGAACUGCCCGCGCUCAAAAGCCAGUACCAGCUUCACGCGCCGACCGUGGUGAGCAUCAAUCCCACCCAGGUGUCCUCCAACUCGAUUGUUCGCAGCUGCAGCGUCGGCUACCUGGACCUCGUCGACGCCCAGAUCGUCCCCUGCGAGAUGGCCCUCAACAUGCUUCGCAGAGACGCGCCCAACAAGCGGCUGUUCCUCGUCUCGAGGAAGAACAAACUCAGAAGGCCCAACAACAAGGAUCAAUCUCUGUCGGAUGCGGCUGACGCCGGUGCCAAUGUCUCGGUGGUGGUCACGCAUCGCCGGACCCGUCAGCGUUUGAGCGAUUGCGGCAAAUCCCGAAGCCUCGACUCGAGCGAAUUGUUCCCGUGCAACGAGCAGAUGAUCCAAGUCCCGCCACGCCUCACCGAGGAAACGACCGUCGGCGGCAACGGCAACUCCGACGAGCCCGCCGAUAACGAGAUCAACGGAGGCAACGCGAACGAGACGAGUCGUUGCGUCGCCUGCCCGAUGCAGACAGUCAGCACAGAAGUGGCCGAAAACGAGCUUAACGUACGCAAGGAAGAAGUUAUGAGCGAAGAAUUGCAAGCGCGCCGCUUGGAGCAGCAAAGAAAAAAUGCAAAAAUACCUACGAACAUUGACUUGAACUCGUGUCUGUCGCCGGUCAAGGGCUUCAAUGGAAACGCCUCGACGACGUCGUCCUUGGAGUGCUUGACGUCGAGGCUCGAUAAUUUGGCUGUAAAACUCGGCGACUAUGAAGACUGCCGCUCUUUGCCACCGCCAUCUCCACGACCUACGAGCAGACUGCCAAGGAGCUCGCCAAACAGUCCAACUCCGUCGAAGAAGGGUAAGAGACCUGCGUCGGCUUCGCCGAUUCGAAGAAGAUUAUUAUCGAGUCCACUGCUGGGUAGAAAAUCUCGUAAAAACCGUAACGAGAGUUCCGACGAGGAAGACAUUGGAAAUUACCGCGAUCUCGAGACUUUCCAAAAAGCUCAAAUGCGCCAGAAGCUGAGGCAGAGGGCCGGUCAAUACGCCUCCGAGUCCGACGCGACCAAGAGGGAAAUCAUAAUGCACAAUAAAGCCCCCAUGUGGAACGAGGCUAAUCAAGUUUACCAGCUAGACUUCGGGGGUCGAGUCACUCAAGAGAGUGCGAAAAAUUUCCAAAUCGAAUUCCGAGGCAAUCAGGUGAUGCAGUUUGGCAGAAUACAGGGCAACGCAUACACACUCGAUUUUCAAUAUCCUUUUAGCGCCAUUCAAGCAUUUGCUGUUGCUUUGGCUAGUGUUACCCAAAGGCUCAAGUAAGAGCUUGGUUAUGUAUACACAGUUUUUCCAUUCGUUUUAUUACUUCACGAGAAAUCAUAAAUUAACGAAAAUUGCAAAAUAUUUUUCAUGGAUAUUCUUCUUAACUGUGUCUUCUCAUGCUGAAAAUAAAUGCAUACGUUCCGUCUGUUUCACAUUUUCCGUCGGUGUAUGUAUCAUAAACGAUAAUUAAUCAAAAAUUAUGAUACACGUGAUGUAUACGUUGGUAAUAUAAUUCAGGAUUCAAUAUUCAAAACUAAGAAAAAACACAGUACACAAAGUAAGCGAUGUCACAAACGUUGUACUAUAUGCAAUUCAUUUAAUUUGUGGAAUUCCUUUAACCUAAAUACCAUUACAAUCAAUUUAUUCAAAUCUCUCUAUUUGUAAACUCUAUUUGCAUACUUGUUAAGCAAAUAAAAUUUAUUUUUACACUAUAUUAAAUAGUUCAAAAGAAUGAAACGAAAUAAUAAUAAUCCAUUUAUAAAUGAAAAAUUCAUUUAUUUAAAUUUUGGUAUCGAAGUUUUACUAAUACAAAAAAUGAAAUACAGAAAAACAACAGUUUUCUAUGUAUUCAUGUGAAAGUUUAUUAGAUAAAAUGUCCAAUGGAUAAAAAUAUAGAUAUCAUACAAAUUACGAUAAAAAAAUUUACUUCGCUUCUGUCUGUAAAUAUACGAAAACAUUACUACUUAAUUAGUAGAAUUUAGCUUUUAUUUAUUACAUACAUUACCGUCCAAAUGCAUUUGUGAGAAAUUUUGAUGAGAUACCAGAGCAAGGAAAAUAAUAAAAAAAUUUCAUCUUGUGCUCGUAAUUUAUAAUUUUUGCAAAAUAUUUCUUAAAGGAGCAACGCGAACGUGAAGAGAAAAACUAUACAGAGGCACUACCAAUGCUCUGUUGAUAAAUAUUUAGUAAAAACAAUUACGAAGCACAAGUGGGAAUAUUUCCAUUCUUACUUUGGCUCAUAACAUCCCAUAAAAAACACUCUGUAAAUAAAAACCAUUCAACAUUUUUAAGUUUGUAGUCUCGUUUAACGUAACAACAUCUAAUGUUAUUAAAUAAAUCUAUUUUUAGACGUUGUUUGGCAGCAAAAUCCUCAAUUGUUCGAUUAAAAAUUACCAAAACCAGGUAUUUUUUCCAUUCAGGCAUAACUUGUCACUUUAUGUGCUUAACAAAAAAGUAAGCUUUAAAAUGCCAAUAAGAUGACAUUUGUAAAUACAAAAAUAAUUAUUUAUUGUAAUUAAAACACGAUUAACAUUAUUCCAGCAUUUUAUGUAAAAAAAGUUGAAUCCUGUAAUAUAGAUUGGUGGUUGUGUGCAUGUGGAUUUCUCGUUUGAAAAUAAAUGCUUUUACGUGUAGGAAAGCUUUAGAAAUUCAAAAACAGCCGAAACGAAUAUAUUAUGGUUCAUUGAUUUAACAAUCAUAAUGAAAAAGCAAAGUUUCAGUACAAUUUUUAUCGAUGUGCUAAAAAAAUCAGUACGUUUUGUACUACAGGCAAAAAAUGUUCUUUAGAAGUACAAUUAAUUAUUGUAUAUAAAGGUUUGCAAAUUUAUAAAUUGAUAGAUUUUAUAUUGGAAAAUUUACAAACGAUCUAAGAUUUCGGAUAUUGUGCAAUAUGGAAUUUUCAUGUAAAAAAUGAUAAGUUUGUGUAAAUGUUAACACAGAAAUCCGAUUUAUAUAGAAAAGAAAUUGUGAAAUGUAUAAGAAAAAUCAUGACUGAUGAAAUGUAUUAUAUAUAUUGUACUUAUAGCACGAUGAUAUAUUAUUAUAAUUUAAUAACUACACGUAUGGUAUUGUUGUUUUUAUUGUAAGAACAAAGGCCUUGUUAUCACUCAGUUUAUUAUAUAUACGCUAUGAAAUUUACCAAAAAUUGUCUAGAUAACGUGCAAUAAACUUUUGUUACUAAAUGUGCAUUCAUAAUAAAAUUUGUAAAUAAACGUUUACCGUAAAUGAUA
Trichogramma pretiosum is the source of this 6606-nucleotide messenger RNA. It is a transcript of the gene Tusp, whose product is annotated as tubby-related protein 4. Gene Ontology annotation, molecular function: protein binding. NCBI's taxonomy places the organism in Eukaryota, Metazoa, Arthropoda, Insecta, Hymenoptera, Trichogrammatidae. The record is from RefSeq and is a predicted model, not a curated record. The transcript has 12 exons. Bases 416 to 4660 code for a protein of 1414 amino acids.